AUGGCUCGGAAAUCAUCUUCUUCCACCCCCACCACUCGUUCUCAUUCCCCCUGUGAACGCCCACGUAAAAAACGGCGAACCAGCAAAAGCCAACCAUCUUUGUCGCCACCUCCCUCGCCACCUCCAUCAAAAUCGCCUCAAAAGGCUGGCAAGAGCAAGUCUGCACCUCGCAAGACAAAGAAAAAACGCGCCAAAGUUGGCCAUAUCAAGUCUUUGUCUAUUGACGACCAGUGCCUUCGCCUCUCUCGGGUCUUUGCCCGCACUGGUGGCCUCAUGCUCGAAAUCGAGUCAGCUCUUCAACUUGGGGUCUGGAAAUCUCUCGAGGGCACACAUGCUUUUGGUGAGAUCUCUCCCGAACUACAGGAGCAAUGGGAGAAAAUGAGCAAGGGGUGGCAAGACUGGCACCUGUGGAUUUUCGAGUUCGUCAAAGAGCACUGCACCCAUAUCUACCGCCUCAUCGAGCAACCGGACAAGCUUGACGAGCUCACAGAACGUAUACGAAAGAUGCAAGUAACUGCCGGUCAAACACGGAAUGAUGACUUCGGGCAUUUCAGGGAGUGCAUCUGCCUGUAUGCUGCUGACAACGUGGAGGUUCCCAUUCUCCCGUUUGUCGGGAAAGGCUCACCUCGCGAGAAAAUGGGUUUUAACCACCCUGUUUUUGCACGUUUACUCUGCCCGGCAAUUUACCUGGAAGAGUUCGACACCAACCCCACAGAUUUUUCCCGUCAGUUUCGGGAGAGUACCACCGACUUCAAGGCCACAGCUACUUGGUUGCCAACGCUCGUCUGGGAACCGGGUACAUAUAACAAGGAGAAGGUUUCAGAAGGAAUGUUCUUACACCCGGUGAUAAUACGGUGCUUGAAGCGAAUGCUUCUUGGGCCCGAAGCUGCAAAACUAUCAACUCCCUACCAAGCCAAAAACGGUUCAAACUGCUCAUUGAUGGAGGUGUACGAGGUGCGACGCGAGCACAUCGCGUAUGCCACAAUGGGGGCUCGGUGUGCGAUGAGUGGUCAGCCUCAAUGGGGUGGACCAGAUAUCGACUAUGACUGGGAGGAUGCCCAUAAUAAUAUCCUCGAGUUCCUUUGGCGGUUUCGUAACAAGGACUUUGUUAAUGGCCUCUUGCGAACACUCAACACCAGUGUCUUUGGUCACCCGAAAGGUCGGAAGCGCAUCCGUGCAACGACUACUGACGAGGUGGAAGCGUAUCAUGGCGGCGAUUUCGAGAUGUUCGAAGAUCAGGAAGAUGCAAGUACCGACUGUUCCGAGGACGAUCCCACCACCGACAACAACUCCCCACACGAUGCUGCUGAUCCAAACUCGGCCCCCAACAUCAACCAAGACGAAGCACCUGACAAAAACUCGCUUGCCCCUUCCGGCCCGCUUCGUACCAAGGACUCUCUAAAUGAAGAGUCCGUCUCUGCUAAUCCGGCAGCACCCAAACGACCGACACGCACACUCAGACCAUCAAACCCUACCAAGGACGCAUGCGCCCCGAGUCCCCAUCAUCCAUCUCCAUCCCAGGAGAAUACGGGCAACAGCAAACACCAUAGUGACGAGAAUGAAGAGGGUAGUGAGGGCAGUCGUGACAGCGACGAGCACGAGAGCGAGGAGGGCGAGGACGAGGUUCCAGACGAAGAAGAUGAGUCUGACAAGUCCGACGACUCGGAGUCUGAUGAGGCUGAUGAAUCCUCCGAGUCGGACGAUGAGCUCGAGCGCCCACCGAAGACAGCAAUUAGUGUACCGGCGCGUUUCCGCAAAGCGUCUAGCACAGGUCGUACGUCUUCCCCAUUUUCUUACUUUCUUGGUGCUGAAUCUCUCGCCCCAUGCGCGGGCAUUUCCUAUAUCAGCGCCUCAGUCACCAGCGUCGCGCUCGCCUGCCCGUUCAUACAAGCCCUCGUCUUCCUCGACAAAAACGGCUGUCAGUUCAGCGACCCGUCCACCUGGCCAUCCAUCAUCUUCUCGCACAACAUCCUCUGUCACAUCCCACUCGCCGCAGCUCAACUUCAAGUCCCAAAUGGUGCAUAG
Molecule: messenger RNA, 2025 nt
Organism: Coniophora puteana RWD-64-598 SS2
Lineage: Eukaryota; Fungi; Basidiomycota; Agaricomycetes; Boletales; Coniophoraceae
Exons: 9
Coding region: 1-2025 (674 amino acids)
Source: RefSeq, a predicted model, not a curated record